Messenger RNA from Marasmius oreades (fairy-ring Marasmius), 597 nucleotides. RefSeq lists its product as uncharacterized. The coding region runs from base 73 to 489 and encodes 138 amino acids. The record is from RefSeq and is a predicted model, not a curated record. The transcript has 9 exons. Lineage: Eukaryota; Fungi; Basidiomycota; Agaricomycetes; Agaricales; Marasmiaceae.
GAGAGUCUGUUCAGUCACUCACUGGACUCUCUCCCUUAUUAUACUCCUCAUCGCAACUGAUAAGAGCAGAAUAUGGGCUGGCAGAAAACUUUUACACUUGCAGAGCGAUCAAAAGGUUGUCAUCUUAUUACCGAUGAAGUAUUGACGCAGGUUCAACCCGGCCUGAAGGACGUUCAAGUCGGGAUGUUAUUUCUAUUCGUAAAACACACCUCUUGUGCUCUCACCGUGAACGAAAACUACGACAGAGAUGUAAGACGAGAUAUGGACAUGGCGCUCGAUCACAUUGUCCCAGAAAACCUCUCAUGGCUGCACACAGACGAAGGACCCGAUGACUCGGUUUCACACACUAAAUCAAGUUUGGUUGGCCCUACGAUCAGUUUACCAAUCACGAAUGGAAAGGUGAACUUUGGCACCUGGCAAGGGAUAUACUUGACGGAGUUCAGACAUUUUCCCCACGAGAGACAAAUCGUAGCCACGAUUUUAUCGUAGGCAAGCGCCAACUAUCCUGGGAAAAUUGGUUCCAUCGCAGGAGAUCUCAGUUGAAGGAUAACCUAUUCUAAGACGAUGGCAAUGAUUGAAUUUAAUGUUUUUUUUUUU